UGACAAUCCAUUUGCUAUCUCUUCGUCAGGAAAUGAGUUUCAAUUUUAGGAGAUAAAAUCAGAAUUUUUGCGAAAUGGGGCGACUUCUUGUGUGGAGUCUAGUGCUGGUUCGCAUUAAUCAACGAAAUUCUCUUGCAAGUUUCUCGAUGGUGAUCUGUUUGCCCAUUAUAGGGAGCACCGCAAAAAUGGCGAAGAAUGCCAGAGAUCGUUUUUGGCUAUAAUUCUUGGAGUAGGUUGGUCUUUCUAUAUACAUGAGCAAGACGCUUUGAGUACGG
This is a messenger RNA of Amoebophrya sp. A25, 275 nucleotides long. The record is from the annotation of a GenBank genome assembly. Lineage: Eukaryota; Dinophyceae; Syndiniales; Amoebophryaceae.